Molecule: messenger RNA, 3350 nt
Organism: Aphanomyces astaci
Lineage: Eukaryota; Oomycota; Saprolegniomycetes; Saprolegniales; Verrucalvaceae
Exons: 20
Coding region: 37-2763 (908 amino acids)
Biological process (GO): regulation of membrane potential; potassium ion transmembrane transport
Cellular component (GO): membrane
Molecular function (GO): voltage-gated potassium channel activity
Source: RefSeq, a predicted model, not a curated record
CCUGGUGAUAGUUUUGCGAAACGAGAACCACGUGCCAUGCGGCCCCGCCUUCGCCCCAAACCGUCGGCGCGGACUAAGAAGGUCAGCGCCCGGGGCAGCGAUGGCCGGAGCCAAGACUUGCUGGCGGAGGAAGACGUCUUCAAGCGACAGAUGAUGGCUCUGCCGGGGCACGUCGAAGAGCGAACGACAGAAGGGGAGGCUGCAUUGGACGAGAACGACGAAGAAGCCCCCAUCGCCGAGGGGUUGCUGCAGCUUCCGAACGGGCGCGGGGCGAACCUGCAGUCAGCGUACAUGAUGCGGCACAUCCACAGCGAACACGUCAUGGGGCUGUCGCCCAUUGAAGAAAUGAAGCUCGCGCAAGGCGAAUUCCAGGCCAAAGCUGCCAUCAACAUGCGCUUAGCCAUGUCGUCCGUGGCGUCGUCCAUGAUGGGCCUCAUCCAUCCACCGAUCCAUUCGGCCGACACGUCGAUGAAAGCGUCCACUGCGGUCACUCCCAUCACCCACCCUGUCGCACCCCCCGUCCGGAAGACGUCCGCCGCGCAGGCCCUGUUGGCCAAGUUCCAUCCGUCAGGGGUCGACAAACAUCCGGGGCCCCAUAUUCGCUCCAUGCAACAGGUCACGAUCGACCGCUUGCCCGAAGACGACUUGCGUCGGCUGUCCGCGACGUUCAACAAGGACGUCGACAACAUGACCCCUCAGCAAGCGCUCAACUUUGUGGAGGACGCUGUCAAGACGGAAAACAUCAUCAAGCAAAAGGCCAACGACCGCAAGGUGAAGAAGCUUCCGUGGUACCUCAUCCACCCCGUGGGCCCGUUCCGCCUGCGAUGGGACGUCGUGAGCCUCGUGUUGCUCCUGUACACGGCUACGUGCACCCCUCUACAACUGAGCUUCAACAGUCACUUGGACAUGGUGCUGCUCGCCAAGCUAGACAUGUCCAUCGAUGGUUUCUUUCUUGUGGAUCUGUGUCUCAACUGCUUCUCCACGUACGAAGUGCGAGGCCGCGUGGAGCGCCGACUGUCGCGCAUCAUGCACACAUAUUUCCGCACCUGGUUUUGCCUGGACGUGGUUGCAUCGUUUCCGUACAACGUGUUGAACACGUACCUCCUGGAAUUCAACGACGGCCUCCGCCUUCUCAAACUGCUCCGACUCGCGAGGCUGCCGCGGAUCUUGACUCGGCUCGAGUACUCGCUGCUGCUCAAGUCGACCGUGAGCGGCUUGGCCAAGUUUUUCAUUCUCGUCAUGAUGACAUCGCACUUUUUCAGCUGUGGCUUUUACAAGAUAUCAGAGGGCGACACUGUACACGGGUGGGUUGCCAAGUACAGACUUGGCAACCUAACCCUGUACGACAAAUACGUCACGUGCUUUUACUGGUCCAUCAUGACAAUGACAACCGUGGGGUAUGGCGAUGUCACUGGCCAAACCACGUCCGAGCGGGUGUGGAGCAUUUUUGCCAUGGUGAAUGGCGCGUGGAUCUUUGCCUAUGGGAUCACAAAUGUGGUGUCCAUGGUGAGCAAUCUAAACAUGGCGGACACACAAUUCCAGCGCAAAAUGGAUUUUGUCAACAAGUACAUGGAUGUUCGCGACCUUCCGCUGAGUUUAAGAUCGGAAAUCCGAGAGUUCUUUUUCAAUACCCGCAUCACGGUGGACACAAAGCUGAAAAAUGAGAGCAAAAUCUUGAGCGAAUUGUCGGCGCUGCUACGGUCCAAGGUGGCGCUAGCAAUCAACGACUCUGUGCUCAACAAGAUGCCGUUCUUUGAGGGCGCGGACCACAACUUUCUCAUGGAACUGGCGUUGUCUAUGAAAAUGGUGUGCAUGCCGCCGCACGAAGAGGUGAUCAUUGAAGGCGAGAUUGGCGAAGAAAUGUUCUUCAUCUUUCGAGGCGCGGUCGAAGUGAUCAACGGCGGCCAGCAGGUGGCCGUGCUGGGCGAAAAGCAGUACUUUGGGGAAAUGGCCAUUUUGAACCAAAAUUGCCUUCGCACGGCCACAGUCAUGACGCUGUGCUUUUGCGAACUGCGCAUGCUCACGCGAGAGCGGUUCCUGCUCGCGUUGACGCAUUACCCUGGCAUGAGGCAGAAGAUCUCCACGAUCAUCCGCCGACGCAGCCAGGCGGUUGCCAAAGUUGCCGCCGCCGCCGCCGCCAGUCGACGGGUGUCGACAUCCAUUGGCAAAGUGAUUGUACAGAAGAAGCGACGAGAGCCCCAGCUGGCGCCCAUUGCGUCGGAAAAUUCAUAUGUCGAACCCAAGCACGGCCCAUCCAUGUCCUUCCCCGACGUCCAAGGGGACGCUGCCGUGUUGGAAGCCGUUGUGGACGCAGCCGCGGCACCGGUACCAGCCGACAACGGCAGUGUGACCCCUCCUUCGUCAUACGUUGAAGACGACGGCAGCGGCAAGCUCACGACAGACCUCACAGAACCGAGUCUAAACCCUGGGUCAACCAUGGAUCGCAUUGAAUUUUGCCAGCAACCAGUCAACCCAGCCGACGCCGCGCGCCAGCAAAUCCUCGAGCUGAUUCAAAGCCAGGACGAGUUGGUCAAUCACGUACUUCUCGUGCAUGACAAGUGGACGCAUCUGCAGUCCCAAAUGCACCUCAUGCACCAAGAGCUGGCAUUUUACCGCGCCACGUACGGAACCGCCCAACGAGACGCUACCUUUUCCAAGUUGAACAACGACGACUACGUGCCGCCACUGACGACCGCCGUGGCGGUGUCACCGGCGUACAAGGCCGACUACGACGAGCUGACGUCGGAAACGAUGGAAAGUUAGGAGUGCUGCAGUAGUAUGAAUGGGGACAAGUUAACCGGGUUAUGUCUAAUGGUCAACGGGUGGCUUUUAGUGUCCUCACAGCAUGUUGUUUGACCCGUCCGGAAUGGUGACGGUGAUCCCGUCCAUUUCGGGGGUUGCUUUGAUCUGACACCCGAGGCGCGAUGUGUCAGUGAGUCCCCAUGCCAUGUCGAGCAUGUCUUCCUCUUCCUCGGUAAUGGGCGGUAACGUCGCGUAAACUGCCGGGUCGAAGACGCAGUGGCACGUCGAGCACGCCAAUUCGCCGCCACAUGCGCCUUCUAACUCUAUGUCGUUGUUGUGCGCGAUCUCAAGGAAAGUUUCGCCCACGACCGCCGACACGUCCUUCUUCGUGCCAUCAGCUUCCACGAAGGUGACGUGGAUUUUGUCCGAGAACGAACGACUUGUAAAGCACAAAGCGUUGUGCAAGCUGACAGGCUGGUGCCGAGAAGCGGUCCAUGCUGCCUUGGCCAUGGAAGGACGCGCGGCUGAUCGCAAUGCUGACGGCAGGACACUUCGUACCGUUGCACGCAUCAUCGUUGCUUGUGGUGGCUGUUGUCGAGGUGUUGCCU